Messenger RNA from Osmia lignaria (orchard mason bee), 2575 nucleotides. The record is from RefSeq and is a predicted model, not a curated record. NCBI's taxonomy places the organism in Eukaryota, Metazoa, Arthropoda, Insecta, Hymenoptera, Megachilidae.
CAAUAUUCUUUUCAGCAACAAUAUUACAGAAACAACGAAUAAUGUAUAAUAUUAGAUACAUGUUCUGUCGUCGCGAUCACUACGCAAUUACCGUAAUAACAUACCCCGAACACCGGAAAGAAAAAUUCAGUGUAUUAAAAUCCCCUCAGGGGUAGACGCUUACUUAUUUCAGGGGGUACAAAUAAUAUAGACAUUCUAUGGUUAUAUACCGUUUGAUUUCUUUGAAAAACCGUCGAGUGAAACAGAAUACGAGGACUUCUUUCUUGAGACAGUCGGCUGAUGUAGGGAAACAAAAGCAAUGUAAAAGUCGCGAUUGACAUGCAUUUGAAGAAACUCAAUAGAAGCAAUUUAUUUACUGAAAACGAUAAAAAGUGCAAAUUUUCUUCUAUUGAAUGUCAACUUGAUAAGGAUGCAAGUAAUGAGAUGGACAUUUCAACUUCUGACGAUGUGUGGGUGUCGGCGACCUCCCUCUUGGACAUCACCUAUCAAAAAACGCCUCUACAAUAUCUACACAGUGUUUGUAUUCACGCUUAUUAACACAUCCAUGAUCCUUCAAAUCAUGGACCUGGUGUUAAUCGUGGAAAAUCAAGAUGAAUUAAGUGAAAAUAUCUUCCUGAUGCUAACGAUGUUGGUAGCUUGUCAUAAAAUGUACAGCAUGCUAAUGAGCCGUAACAACAUCGCUGUAUUCAACGAUAUUUUGGAAAAUGAACCUUUUCAACCGGAAAAUGUGGAAGAAAUAGAGAUUCGAGGGAGAUUCAACAAGAGGGCUGAAAUACAAGCAUAUAUUUACACGGUUGUAAACGAACUGGCAGUGAUAUUCCAUUCGUACAGCGGUGUGUUAAAGUCAGAAAAAUUACCAUACAGAAUGUGGUUACCUUACAAACACCUCUCGUUAACGGUGCUCAUUUUUACUUACAUUCUGCAAGCUCUAUCUUUGAUAAUCGGAUCUUUGGUACACAUCGCCUGUGAUAAUUUGAUCUGGGGCAUGCUGAUUCAUACUUGCAGUCAAAUUGAGAUUCUUGGGUACCGUCUGAAGGCGAUUAAACCGAGCGAGAGUCAGUCUGCGAAGUCAUCUGCGCGUUAUCAUGAUCACGUGUAUCGAUUUGCCAAAAUGCUUAACAAAGAAUUUGAAUGGAUCGUUUUCGUCCAGUUCGGCGUGACUACAAUGAUCAUAUGCUUCAACCUUUAUCUGUUGAUAACAGCGAAAAAUAUUAACGCAAAAUUUCUGAUAGUUGUAUAUUACACUUUCGGCAUGCUAACACAAAUAUUCAUUUAUUGUUGGUACGGGAACGAAGUUAAAUCAAAGAGCCUCGAGGUAUCACAGAUGGCAUUCAGAACCGACUGGAUGUUUUUCAACAAAGAUAUUAAAAGAAUUCUCUCGAUGAUUAUGAGACGUAGCGAUGUUUCCAUUGAAUUCACAAGUGCCCACGUUGUAUCUAUGAAUCUUGAAUCGUUCGUGAAGGUACACACAGCACACAGGAUAUUUCAACUACUAGCAGUGUGCGGUUGUUGGCAACCACCCUCUUCGGCACCACCCUACAAAAAAUUCUUCUACACCGUCUAUACUGUGAUUCUAUUUACAUUGUUAAACGCUAUAACAUUUUUACAAUGCCUGGACUUGAUACUGGUCGUGGAAAACCAAGACGAAUUCAGCGAUAACGUUUAUCUAACGUUGACGAUGAUGGUUUCGUGUCACAAAAUGUACAGCAUGUUAGCGAAACAUAAGAACAUCGCUGUUUUAAUUGAUAUCCUGAAUAAGGAGCCUUUUCAACCGGAAAAUGAGAAAGAAAUGGAGAUUCGAAAGGAAUUCGAUAAGAAAGCCCGCUGGCAAGCAUUUCUUUAUUUAGUUCUAACUGAAUUGGCAGUGAUACUUUACUCAAGCGUAGCAGUUUUGAAAACUGAUGACAUAAAGCUUCCCUUCAGAAUGUGGUUACCUUUCGAUUACCUUCCACUCUAUUUGCACAUCAUUAUUUAUUUUCUGCAAACUGCAGUUUUAAUCACUGGAUCUAUGGUGAACGUUGCUUAUGAAGGAUUGAUGUGGGGUCUUUUAAUUCACACUUAUUCUCAGCUGGUGAUACUUGAGUGUCGUCUGAGAGCGAUCAAACCUAACGAUAAUCACUCUGCGAAAGCGGCUGUGCGUUUCCACAAUCGCGUGUAUCGAUUCGCCAAACUGAUAAAUAAAGAAUUUAAGAUGAUUAUUUUUGUUCAGUUUACCGUAAGCACGUUAGUGGUGUGUUUCACCCUUUACGUACUGUUGAUGACAAAUGAUGUGAAUGUAAAAUUUGCGAAAAUGAUAAUGUACGCGUGUGCUAUGCUCGUGCAAAUAUUCUUCUUCUGUUGGUACGGAAAUGAAGUGAAAUUAAAGAGCAUUGGAAUUUCUGAUGUGAUAUUCGAAAUUGACUGGACACAAAUGAACAAUGACACUAAAAGAAUCCUCUUGAUGAUUAUGAGACGUGCCACAUACUCCAUUGAAUUCACUAGUCUUCAUGUUGUGACUCUGAAUUUGGAAUCAUUCGUAAACUUACUUAAAACUUCUUACUCGGCGUUUAAUGUGCUUCAAAGUGGCCAAGGAUAA